Molecule: messenger RNA, 2320 nt
Organism: Mastomys coucha (southern multimammate mouse)
Lineage: Eukaryota; Metazoa; Chordata; Mammalia; Rodentia; Muridae
Gene: Nsg2
Product: neuronal vesicle trafficking associated 2
Exons: 5
Coding region: 200-715 (171 amino acids)
Biological process (GO): clathrin coat assembly; G protein-coupled dopamine receptor signaling pathway; endosomal transport
Cellular component (GO): endosome; membrane
Molecular function (GO): clathrin light chain binding
Source: RefSeq, a predicted model, not a curated record
CCUGGCAGCUGCCAGAUCUUCUCUGAGCGCUGGCGCCUCGUUCUCAGAAGCUCCGGAUCCAGGCACGCGAGGGCUGCUUUUUCAGCACCACGCUCUGGCUGAGGCGGGAGGACUCCUGUUUGUCCUCCUCCUCUACAUAUUGGCUUGACUCUGCUCUGACCCCCACCAGUGCCGCACAGUCUGGAAAAAAAGCAGAAGCAUGGUGAAGCUGAACAGCAACCCGGGAGAGAAGGGGGCCAAGCCGCCUUCCGUGGAGGACGGUUUCCAGACUGUCCCUCUCAUCACGCCCUUGGAGGUUAAUCAUUUACAGCUGUCUGCUCCCGAGAAGGUGAUUGUGAAGACAAGAACAGAAUACCAGCCGGAACAGAGGAGCAAAGGGAAGUUCCGGGUGCCGAAGAUCGCUGAAUUUACGGUCACCAUUCUUGUCAGCCUGGCCCUCGCCUUUCUCGCUUGCAUUGUGUUCCUGGUGGUUUACAAAGCCUUCACUUACGACCACAGCUGUCCUGAAGGAUUUGUCUACAAGCACAAGCGCUGUAUCCCCGCCUCGCUGGAUGCCUACUACUCAUCCCAGGACCCCAGCUCCAGGAGCCGCUUCUACACAGUCAUCAGCCACUACAGUGUGGCCAAGCAGAGCACUGCCCGGGCCAUCGGGCCAUGGCUGUCAGCAGCUGCUGUCAUCCAUGAGCCCAAGCCACCCAAGACGCAGGGCCAUUAGAGGCCUGCCCCAGCUGGGAUGGGGGGUUGUAGAGAGAGGAACUCCCCACUAGUUAAGCAAGGCUGGAGCUACAAGACAACACUGUACUGCUGGGGUACGGGGUGGGGGCGGGGCAGGAUGGGGUCUGGGGAGAACUCCCCGAAAAUAUUGUGCACUGGAGUUGUCUGAAUCGAUCUUUCCUUUUGUCCUUUCGUAUUGUUGCUUCGUACCCAAGUCAGGCUCGUGUACAAAGGCAUGUUUCGUGUUGAUUGUUCCCAUGUAAGAUAUUUUCAAAGCCGCAGCUUAUUCUUUGUUAGGAUAAUUUAGAGACAGAAAGGGAGCCGGAUAAAAUGAAUUAAAAAGCAUGAAACGGGCUCCAUGUGGAAGACACAGCAGGGCAGACACAGCAGAGCCUCUCUGGGGCUUCUUAGACAGGACACCACAGCUUCUGUGUGGGCGUCCGAGUAUCUGCGUGGCAAGGGUGGGCUGUUCGGUUUUGCCUGUGGUCUGCAGGAGAGGAGCAAAGACAGGAAGGCUGGAUUGGAAAGAAAGGUGAUGUUGGCAUUUCUAAACCAGGAAUGCAGAGAGUACCACUCAAUGGUGAGCUUGCAAGAUUUGCACAAACUCACGGGGGAGGCAUCCACGCUCAGCCCUAGGUAGCCCAUGGGGACCUAGGCUCCGAAUGUUCGCAGGGCGGCUGCUGGGCCUCAGCAAACACAGGCGUGAGUAGAUGUUGUCUUUCUUUUAUUUUUCUAGGUGUAUCCCUAGAUGCUGCCCGUGUUUUCAAGAUGGCAGGGGUGGAAAGGGAGAGAAAGGAAGAGAGGUGACAAGAAGAAGACAGGUCAGGCGGGCCACCCUGGGCCCAGCUAAAAGCAUAGGCACCCGGGUUUCACAGUUUUGCUCUUUCCCAAAGCGCUAAUGACAGCAGGAAGGACAAUUGAUUUCUAGCCAGGAAACCUGACAGCCUGGAAGAAACUUGAAGAUUGGACUGGCAGUGGUCAUUUCUAAAAGAAGCUGGAGAAGGUGACGUUUUUGCUCACUGUGUUGUGUUGACAGAGGGCCUAUGUCCAAACUCUCCAGCUAGGUUCUAGAAGCACCUGACAGGGAGGUGUGGCCAGCACCCUGAAGCUUCCCACCAGCACUUUAGCAGGGGCCUCUUGCUUCUCAGGAGCAUUCCAGGAAAUCCCCCUUUCUGUGGAGGUGCUGGCUCUAGGCUCAAGAGGACGAGAACUGGCCAGGAGAAUUGCCCAUUUGAUAUGUGUUACUGUUUCCCAGUGCCUCUCCAACAGGCCGUUUAAGGGUACUUUUUUGUGGCUUGCUAUAUUGCUGAAAUUAUUGUACACAGCAGCUGGGUAAUAGGAAUAGUAUAGUAUAGCUCAAACCAUCCUGCCAGAUACUCUCAUCUGAUUUCUCCUCCCUCCCCCCCAUCCUCCCAUCACCUCGAGUCACCUGUAAAUUCAUUUGUCAUCUGAAACGGAUCAACAAAUUGUCCCUAGCAAAACCACAGAGCGCUUUAUAAUUUUGUGGUGUAUUUUUGUCAGUAGGUAGCAGAGGCUGAAGUAUUUUUUGGUGUAAUUCUUGAAAUUUUCUGACAGGAAAAAAAAAUAAACAUAGAUGUGUCUGAGA